AUGGCCGAAGCCAACGCCGCGCACGUGGCAGCCUACCGGAUGCCUAAGAUUCCGCCCUUUUGGCGACAGGCGCCCGACGCAUGGUUCAUACAGAUAGAAGCCUCAUUUAGAAACGCGAACAUCACCGUCGACCGUACCAAAGUCGAUUACCUCCUUACCGGCAUCGACGCGGAAACCAUAGCGCACGUAUUAGACUUAAUUACGGCGGACCCACCGCCCGAAAAUCUCUACAAGGCGCUCAAGGACCGGAUCCUCGCAAUGUUCGCGGUCUCACCGGAGGCCCGCUUACGGCAGCUUUUCAAAGGACAGGUUCAGGGGGAACGGAGGCCCUCGCAUUUAUUGAACCAUAUGAAACAGCUCAACGGCGGCCAAUGCAGCGACGCGGUUUUGAAGUCGUUAUUUAUCGAGCUUUUGCCCGAUGCCCAUAAGGCAAUUCUUGUCGCGGCAAACGAGCCGGACUUACAAAAAUUGGCGGAACUCGCCGACAAACUCGCGGACAUCAAUAGUCCCGGCACCGCACUCGCGGUUGUGACCCCGGCUUCUAAGCCGAAGAGCGCGCGGGCAAAGGCCCCGUUGAGUGUCGAUGAACGGGUCAGUAGACUCUCAAGACAGCUCCAGUCCUUGAGCACUGCGGUGGAGAAAAUUCGCCGAGACCGUACCCCCUCCCGUAAGCGUUCCUCUAAGCGUGGUGGUGCAGCAGCGAAGCCCGAUAAAACUGCGGGGUACUGCUACAUCCAUCGUAAAUACGGAAAAAAGGCCACGUCGUGCCGCAAGCCCUGCACGUGGAAGGACGACGCGGACUCGGAAAACUAA
Vollenhovia emeryi is the source of this 813-nucleotide messenger RNA. RefSeq lists its product as uncharacterized. Bases 1 to 813 code for a protein of 270 amino acids. The record is from RefSeq and is a predicted model, not a curated record. The transcript has a single exon. Lineage: Eukaryota; Metazoa; Arthropoda; Insecta; Hymenoptera; Formicidae.